UAUUCCAGCAUUUCACUCUUCAUUCCCCUCUCCCAACAUCCUCUCCGACUGGAAGCGACCUCCAAUGCCCAGAGAAAAUAAGAAAAGAGUAUACCCAUCUCGGACAAACGUUUUUUGCGUGCAUCUAUGGUGGUGGACAUGUCGUUCACACUGAAGUAUAAGGCGAUCCAGCUGUUUUUCAGAGAGCGCUGGUGAGAAAUCAGACGGCAGCAUCAUCCAGGAUGUCUCUGAUGUUUGGGAAAGCAAGAACUUGCAAUAUUGUCACAGUUCCUGAGCAUGAGCCUUCGGAGUGUAACAUAGUGAUUUUGGGAGCUAUGGGAUCUGGAAAGUCAGCACUUACUGUGAAAUUCCUCACGAAGCGCUUCAUCAGUGAAUAUGACCCAAACCUUGAAGAUACUUACUCUUCUGAAGAAGCUGUGGACCAGCAGCCAGUCCUAGUCAAAGUGAUGGACACGGCCGAUCAGGACGGACCAGUCAACUGUGAGCGCUAUUUAAGCUGGGCCAAUGCCUUCAUCAUCGUCUACAGCAUUGACAACCGGAGUAGCUUUGCGGCCUGCCAGCAGUACCUCGAGACUGUGACCGUUUACUCUAAAGGCCUGCAGCCAGAAGCUCCUGUCGUUCUUCUAGGGAACAAAGUGGACAUGGAGAGAUACAGACAGGUGAGCAAGGCAGAUGGUGCUGCCCUGGCCUUGCGGUUCGGCUGCCUGUUCUUUGAAGUUUCCGCCUGCUUGGACUUCCUGUCCGUUCAGCACAUCUUUCACGAAGUCGUUCGGGAAGUGAGGCGAGAGACCGAGAGGAGUAUCCGUCCGCUCUUCAUCAGCGAAGACAAGUCCGCCAUCAGCCUGUCCUCCGCCCCUCCCCUCACCGCCUGCUUUAAAGAGCUGCCCACACCGGCCACAGCGAAACUGGUCACGGUUAAAUCCUCGAGAGCUCAGAGCAAACGCAGAGCCCCCACGCUUACACUGCUCAAGGGCUUUAAGAUCUUCUGAUGAAAUGCUGCCCUCUUCUGAUACUGGAGAGGAUCUACUAGAGGGAAUGCUUGUCUUGAUGUUAUAUAACAGGACCUGUUGGAGAACAACGUCUCUCACAUACUUGAGAAUGCAGUAAUUGUACUAAAUAUAUCAGAGCGCCAAUUAAUGUCUUUGUUAGCAUUUCUGA
This is a messenger RNA of Megalobrama amblycephala (Wuchang bream), 1158 nucleotides long. It is a transcript of the gene rasl12, whose product is annotated as RAS-like, family 12. NCBI's taxonomy places the organism in Eukaryota, Metazoa, Chordata, Actinopteri, Cypriniformes, Xenocyprididae. The record is from RefSeq and is a predicted model, not a curated record. The coding region runs from base 222 to 989 and encodes 255 amino acids. The transcript has 6 exons. Gene Ontology annotation, molecular function: GTP binding; GTPase activity.